Messenger RNA from Ruditapes philippinarum (Manila clam), 5867 nucleotides. RefSeq lists its product as uncharacterized. The coding region runs from base 2010 to 3170 and encodes 386 amino acids. The record is from RefSeq and is a predicted model, not a curated record. The transcript is spliced from 6 exons. Gene Ontology annotation, molecular function: protein binding. NCBI's taxonomy places the organism in Eukaryota, Metazoa, Mollusca, Bivalvia, Venerida, Veneridae.
UUUUUUAUUCAUGUUGACUGUAUAUAUUAACUUGUUAAAUUGUCAUAUUUCUCAUUUUUACUUUAUUAAUUAAUUUUAGAUUAGUUGGCGCUCUGUGUACAACGUGCUACACUGGGCAAGUAUUCAUUGUAACCGGUAUAUCUUAUAUCAUUGAAUAGUUAGUCAGUAUGACAAUAUAAGAAAUCUUCUUAUGUAUUAUAAAAUGAAAAAAAAAAUGAAAAAACCAAAAAAAAACAAAAAACCACCAAAAAAAACACACAAAAAAAAAAAAACACAAAAAAAGAAAAAAAAAGAAAAAUGUAAAAAAGAGACAUUUUUUCUAAGCUCGAACUCGUGUUGAGGUGUUUGCUUUUAAGCGCUCAUGACGGCCGACUUUACCAAGGUCACUAUCCAGUCAUUUACCAUUCGUGUGAAAAUUAACUGUACAUAGUAUUCUAUUCUUUAUGUUUUACCUUUUUAGUCCAUUGUUGAAAAUGUUGGUAUACUCAAAAAAGGAACGUCACUCUCGCAUGAUCAUAGUCAAACAGUUCUUCUCUUAUACUUAAGUUAUUGAUAUAGAAACUGAGGAAUAAAUUCAGUUUUUUUAGUUUAUAUUUAUAUAAGUCACGCUUCUUCACUCGACAGUUGUAUUGUGGCUAAAAUCUUUAAUUAAGACAUCUGUAUUACUUUUGAUCAAUUUUUAUUCAUGUACCAGCUUUAUUCAUAACAUAAAUAUUUGUUUCUACGUGUUAUAAUGUUUUGCCGCUAAACGUCAUAUAGCGUGUUUCGCGCGUUAAAUUUAACGCAUGUUCCGUCAUGAUGUCCCUUCCGGUAAUAACUACUGAAUGAUCAGGGCUUGUUUGUUGAUUUUAAUAUGUUAUUCCGCUUUUACACAUCUAAAAAAUCUUAAUUAUUAUGCAGUUUGAUAACAAUAUGUUCCAAAUAUGUAUAUGUUUUAAUGUGUUACCUUCUGUAAAUAAAGUUCUUGCUAUUUGUUAUUAUUAUUAUCAUCAUUAUCAUUAUGCAGGUGAGUCGAUUGACAAUACAGCGUGACCACUAUCAUUUAAAUGAUGGCAGGUUUCGAUGUUACCCAUCGGCAGUUUCUUUGAUAAUUAAUGCUAAAUGUUACUAUGUUACUGUUUAUUAUAUGAAUAAUGAUAUUCUUGCUUACGUUAAAAACUUUAGGAAACAUAUAUAUAUAUAUAUAUACAUGUAAAUCGCUGUACUAUAAUAAACUGCUGCAUUGCAUAGAAAACAAAAAGGAAACCAGAAAUGUUUUCAGUUAAAACGUUCAGAUUGAAAACUCUGAUAAAAAAAACUGUUCACCAUCUAUUACAUAUAAUUUUUGUUUCUGGAGAGAAAAGGUAAUUCAAUAAAUAUGUUUGUUUUCACGCCUACUUUCUCUUUAAUCCUAUGUAUUUCUAUGAAAAAAUGUCAAUGAUAUUAUAAACCGAGCGUCUAAACUAACAGCUGUUCUCUUGUGCAUCGCACGAAUGUAAAAAAAAAAAAUGCACACAUGCGUUAUAGCGUCGGUUAAUCAGUUCAUGCGAUUUACCUGGUUAGUAGCACUGGUUGUCUGGUUAGUAGCACUGGUUGUUUAAAGUUCAUUUACUUAAAUAAAUUCUUUCAAAAUUUGAAAAAUACUGCCAUCUCAUUGGACAAAAAUAAUCUUUUAAACACUAAGCCGGUUUAAAUUUAUAAGUACGUAUUGACAAUUGUAUACACACCGGUCUCUCACCGGUAGGACCAGUGUACACAAUGCAUUUUGACAAAUUUAUACGCAUUAUCAAACAUGUAGUAUAAGAAGAACUUGUACAACCCCAACCGAUUUAAUUUAAACAGAUAACCUUCAUAUGUUAUUUAUAGAAACACAAUCUAUACACAAAAUUAUCAGAAAAUGAAACUAGGUUAUUUUUUAUGACUUGAUGUAAUCAAUAUUUUCAGGAAUACAAAGUGAAAGUAAACAAACUAAAUAGUUUAACGACAGCGGGAAUGUAAUAUUUUAAGAUUAACUUCAAGAGGUCAAAUAAAUGAAAAUGAAAUCAAGGUGUUUCUGGAAGACGGAAAAACCUACCAAAAAUGAGUGUCAUACUGCUGUAUUAGACGACAAUGUCCAAAUCCCACAGCCGUCGGAAACUCUUAUCGUUCAGGUAGAUGACGGAAAAGGUCCAGUAAAUCAGUCAGACGCUUUGAUAUUUAAAAAGUAUCAGAGUCUAUUGAGUCAGGUGAAAGGUUUAAAAACAUGGACUAAGUUUCUGUCAUGCGUGAACAUAUUAUUUAUGUGUACUCUUGUUUUCACCAUCGUCCGGGAACACUUGGCACAUGAUAAGAGAAAAGCAGACAACGACCUGUCUUUGAACAUGCAAUCGAUAAGUCAGGAUGACAAAUAUUUUCUACAAAACCUUCUCUCAAAAGAUUCUGGAAAAAUCGUGAAAGAACACGUUUUCUGCACUACAUGCGAAUCUUUUCGUGGUAUGGAGCAACUAUUCUUCGAGACGAUUGAAACAAACAAAUGCUGCUUGAAAGACAUUUCCAACCUGAUUCAACUUAUGAGUUUAACAAAUAUGAAGACCUUGAAUGAGUUCUCAUCUGACAUUAAAGGUUUGGCGUCAAGUAUUGCUGACGUAAGAGAAGACACAGAUGCUUUAACUAAGGAAAUAUUUAACUCCAAUGAAACGGAUGAUGCAGUCGCAACCACCAAUGGAUCCACCCCGAAGGAGAACAUCAUGUGGGCAAUGAUUAUGAAAAAUAACAAAAUACUCAACCUAAUACUUAACAGAAGACGUUCAGUUAUAUAUCUAGUUGGAACAGCUUUGGGCGAUGGCAUAUAUUGGUCAGUGGAGACGGAAACUGGCGAUUUAUCAUAUGAAGGAAAUAGCAUUCACGUAAAAAGUGGUGGACAAUAUAUGAUAAAUUGCAACAUCCACUUCUCAAAGAAUGUCUGCGACGGAACAGAAAACAUCGGUUAUACCAUGAACCAACAAUAUCGACCUGAUGAAGUGCUACCUCUGGCUCGUACUCGAACUGUCUGUCCAACCGGAAGAAGUAUAGACGAGGAUCUACAUUUACAAACCAUUCUUCAAGUCGGACUGGGACAACGAUUGACUCUCAAGCUUGAAUAUGACAAAUCCUUACAGUCUAUGAUAUCGAAAUCAAAUCGAAAUCAUUAUAUUAUCAUGUAUGAAUUAUAAGAUAAUUAUAAACCCAACACACAAAGGUAGAGGGAGUAGGUCAUACUGGAAUCACUCUGUUUUUCUUCAAACGUUGCUCUAAUUUAAUGUUAACAUACAAAAUUAAUUAUUAAUACACCUACAAUACUGUACUGUACCAUAAUGAAUACCGGGCUAUAAGUUUCUUCUUUAGCGGUUAUAGUUUAAGGAUAGUAAUUCAAUAUAAUUUUAUCUAAAAUAUAAUGAAACCGUAUUAAUUGGUAUAAAAAUAAUAUUUCGAUCUGAUGUUUAUAUCUAUGACAGUUGCAAGGACAAUUGGCUUUUUGGAAAUAAUAUUUUGAAAUAAAUAUACAAAUGUACCAAACAACUUUGGAUGCAUGUUUACAAUGCAUUAAAAGCUAUUGUGCUAUCCUGUUGGCACCGUGGGGAUAUCCACGGCCGAACCAUUAACAGUUAUCAAUUUUAUUAUUAUUUAGUUACAUGUUUAUCAACCGUGGGUUAACCAACGAUGUCCUGUUGAUUGCUCUUGACCAUUAAGCACAUAUUAUGAUAUUUUCCCGCACAAUAUAAGCUAGACACUGAAAUACUAACAUUACAUUGCAACAAAUAAUCAUAAUUAUAUUAAAUACAAUAUGGCGACGCUCUUACUUUUCUAAACACCGAAAGGCAGAACAAAAAUAUUAGAAAAAUAUUGAAUCAUAGUUACUUUUAAAAGCAUGUUAAUUUUACAGUAACAUAUUUUAAUAGACCAGCACAAUGUGUCUACAAUAAGUAAUUGGUAGACUAGAAAAUUGAAACUGGUACUUGUUUUGGCAUAUAUUCUGAGUAUAAGUUGUUGGACAUAGUAUUUUGCCAUUAAACAUAACCUUUGAAUCAUUUAACUUAAACAUUUCUGAGAGGGAUAAAAUGUAAAAUCACUCUACUGAAAACAUGUAAAAGACUUACCUUUAACAAUUACAGCUCGAUUAGGAUAAUAGUAGAGUGACGCGACGGUCAAGUAACACCCUAUCAUAUUAUACAAGUUAACUCUAGUGAAUCAGCUUAGUGACAUCGAAAUAUACAAACUGUCGACGUUAAGAUGUAACGGACUUAGCCGUACAUUUUUCGCAAAAUUGUAAUUCUUGUAUUUUUUGUUCGUUUUUGUUUGCCUGUAUUUUUGAAAUAUAUAUUUAAUAUGUUUUUUAUUCAUGUUGUAUAUAUUAACUUUUUUAAUUGUCAUAGUUCUCAUUUUACUUUAUAAAUUUUAGAUUAGUUGGCGCUCUAUGUACAACGUGCUACACUGGGCAAGUUUCCAUUGUAACCGGUAUACCUUAUAUCAUUGAAUAGUUAGACAGUAUGACAAUAUAAGAAAUCUUCUUAUGUAUGAUAAAAGGAAAAAAAAAAAAAAAAAAAAGCAACAAAAAACAAACAAAAAAACAAAACAAAAACACAAAAAAAGAAGAAAAAGGAAAAAAAGAAAAAGGUAAAAAAGAGAUUUUUUUCUAAGCUCGAACUCGUGUUGAGGUGUUUGCUUUUAAACGCUCAUGACGGCCGGCUUUACCAAGGUCACUAUCCAGUCAUUUACCAUUCGUGUGCAAAUUAACUGUAAAUAGUAUUUUAUUCUUUAUGUUUUACCUUUUUAGUCCAUUGUUGAAAAUGUUGGUAUACUCAAAAAAGGAACGUCACUCUCGCAUGAUCAUAGUCAAACAGUUCUUCUCUUAUACUUAAGUUAUUGAUAUAGAAACUGAGGAAUAAAUUCAGUUUUUUUAGUUUAUAUUUAUAUAAUUCACGCUUCUUCACUCGACGGUUUUAUUGUGGCUAAAAUCUUUAAUAAAGACAUCUGUAUCACUAUUGAUCAAUUUUUAUUCAUGUACAAGCUUUAUUCAUAACAUAAAUAUUUGUUUCUACGUGUUAUAAUGUUUUGCCGCUAAACGCCAUAUAGCGUGUUUCGCGCGUUUUACGCAUGUUACGUCAUGACGUCGCUUCCGGUGAUAACUACUGAAUGAUCGGGUGGCUUGUUUGUUGAAUUUAAGAUGGCAUUCCGCUUUUACACAUCUUAAAAUGUUAAUUAUUAUGCAGUUUGAUAACAAUAUGUUCCAAAUAUGGAUAUGUUUUAAUGUGUUACCAUCUGUAAUUAAAAUUGUUGUUAUUAUUAUUAUUUUCAUCAUUAUCAUUAUGCAGGUUAGCCGAUUGACAAUACAGCCUGGCCACUAUAAUUUUAAAUGAUGGCAGGUUUCGAUGUUACCCAUUGGCAGUUUCUUUUAUAAUUAAUACUAAAUGUUACCUAUGUUAAUGUUUAUUAUAUGAAUAAUGAUAUUCUUGCUUACGUUAAAAACUUUAGGAAAGUCGGUUGUUAUAGUCAGGUGCCCGAUUGUGCUUGCUUGAUGUAAUAUAUAGAUAGGAUCUUCCAUAAGCAAAGCAGGAAAGUUGCCAUGUGACCUUUAUAAUGUCAAGGUGACUUGGAAUAAAAUAAAACAACAACAACAACUAAAAUACCCUGAAAUACAUAUAUUAAAUAUCGCUUAACUCGUUUUAGAAAGGCAGGCACAUUCCAAGAUAGUGCCAUUAUAAUUAUGUUCGCAAGAUUUUAUAAUAUUUUAUAUUUGUUAUGAUAUUUGUCUAGUUAUUUGUGUAUACAACACUAAUAGUGCAUGUUUUAGAAGAAAUUACUAUUAUUCAGAUGUAAUUUACAAAUAUUUUUCUUUCCGUGUUGCAACCUUAAUAAAUAAAUAAAAUUUA